Molecule: messenger RNA, 2661 nt
Organism: Botrytis sinoallii
Lineage: Eukaryota; Fungi; Ascomycota; Leotiomycetes; Helotiales; Sclerotiniaceae
Exons: 13
Coding region: 1-2661 (886 amino acids)
Biological process (GO): secondary metabolite biosynthetic process; fatty acid biosynthetic process
Molecular function (GO): 3-oxoacyl-[acyl-carrier-protein] synthase activity; fatty acid synthase activity
Source: RefSeq, a predicted model, not a curated record
AUGGAGACAAAUUUCGACUGUAAGAUGGUACCUGUUGCCAUUAUUGGGAUGGGUUGUAAUCUUCCCGGGAAGGUUCGGUCCCCAGGACAGUUUUGGGAUCUCAUUAUGAGCAAAGGUAUUGCGAACAACGCAAAGGUUCCAGUAGCCAGGUUCAAUGUUGAUUCAUAUCUACACGAAAACAAUAAUCGCCCUGGUAGCUUCAACAUAUCCGGGGGGUACUUCUUGGAUGGCAGUUUAGUGGAAUUUGAUCCGGCCGUCUUUGAAAUUUCUCCAAUCGAGGCUGCCUGGAUGGACCCACAACAACGUAAGCUUCUGGAAGUUGUUUAUGAAGCAAUUGAGAGUAGUGGCAAUACUCUGGAGCAGGUGGGAAAAGAUGUGACUGGAUACUUUGCUGCUUCCUUUUCUCAUGAUUUCCAACAAAUGGCUCUGAAAGAGCCGGACUUCCGACACCCUUAUACCACCACGGGAAUUGAUGCUGGGAUCCUGAGUAACAGGAUCAGUCAUGUCUUUAACCUGCGUGGUCCAAGCGUAGCCACAAAUACCGCAUGCUCAUCCUCUAUGUAUGCACUUCAUGCCGCGUGCAGUGCCAUUCGGAAUGAAGAAUGUGAAGCUGCAAUUGUUGGGGGGGGGGCAAACCUAAUAUUGUCGGUUGAUCAGCAAAUGAACACCGCAGCGCUGAAUGUAUUAUCACCGACGAACAUCUGCCACACAUUCGAUGAAGCGGCUGAUGGUUAUGGCCGUGCCGAGGGUGUUGGUGCACUUUAUAUAAAGCGCCUAGAUCUGGCUAUAAAGAACGGCGAUCCUAUUCGUGCCGUAAUCAGAUCUACUGCUGUGAAUGCUAACGGCAAAGUGCGCGACGCUGCAAUUACAUUUCCAAGCUUUCAGGGCCAGGCCGAUGUGAUGAAAGCCGCAUACAAUUUGAGUGGCCUCGACCCUGUUCUGACCGGCUACGUGGAAUGCCACGGAACUGGAACUCAAGUUGGAGAUCCGGUCGAGGUGCGUGCGGUUGGCGACACCAUGAGACCUCAUACCGGGGCAGAAUCUCCGAUCUUAAUUGGAAGCGUCAAACCCAAUGUGGGACACAGCGAAGCCUCGAGCAGUAUUUCCACAGUCAUCAAAACUGUGCUCGCCAUUGAACGGGGGGUCAUACCCCCAACCGCGGGUGUUGUAAAUCUUAACAAAAAAAUAAAUUGGUCCGGGCUGCAGGUAAAAGUCGUCACAGAUCCUACUCCCUUUCCCACAAAUCUCCCAAUACGUCGUGUUGGCGUAAACGCGUUUGGCAAUGGGGACGAGAACAUCGAAAAUUUAAACCGACCAUACCUCCUAGUUUUCUCUGCUCAUGAUCGCGAGACCUUGGAAAGGAAUAUUGAUGCACACGCUCAGUUGAAUUUUGGUCUGGCUAAAGGACAGCCUAUGUUAGACCUUGCAUAUACUCUAGCCUGUCGCCGUACCAAGCUUACUCGUCGUGCUUUCGCUGUAUGUCGCAAGGAAUCUUAUGUGAACAGUCUUAGCAGUGCCCUCGAAAACGACCAUGCCGAAAAAGGCCCAGCAACAGUUGCUCUGAUAUUUACAGGUCAAGUCUUGAUCGCCAUCUAUCUACCCUACCAGAUCCCCCCUCUUGGAAUAUUGAAGGAGAGCACCGAUAGUCCUUCAGCUCUAGCUUUGGUUGAAGGUCUCAAAGCGAGUGGUGUGAAUGCAGUGGUGUUACGUGCCAAUGUAGCAUCAAAACCACAAAUUUUGAAGGCGAUUGCUUCAAUUGACCCAAAGUACCCAAUACGUGGAGUUGUGCAUGCAGCAAUGGUCCUAAAAGACAAACUAUUUCAAAAAAUGGACAUUAAUAGUUGGCAACAAGUCCUAGAACCUAAGGUUAAAGGGUGUCUAAAUCUCCAUGAAGUCUUCUCAAACAAGACCGAGUUGGACUUUUUCGUCAUGACAAGCUCAGUUUCCGGAACCCUAGGCUCAGCUGGCCAGAGCAACUAUGCCGCAGCGAAUUCAUUCCUUGAUUUUCUCGCUCGUCAUCGAAGGAAACAAGGCCUCACCGGUAUUUCACUCAUCUUGCCCAUGGUCGUCGGUAUUGGAUACGUUGCCGAUCAUGCCGAGAUCGAGACGUCUCUUCGCAGAAAAGGCUUUUAUGGCAUCGAUGAAAGUGAGAUGCUUGCCUCCUUUGAAGUUGCUAUGAUGGCUCACCAGCCGGAAGCCGAUCAUAUCAUCGCAGGAAUCGAGCCUUCUCGACUAGCCAAAGCCAUUUCGGCAACCGAAACAAAAGUAACAUGGCCUCUGGAGCCUCGACUCAGUAUAAUUCUCGCCAAGAUGGAAAACCAAAUCGCGAAUGAUGGCGUCACAAAAAGCAGCAGUAUCCUGGCCAAAAUUGAGAAUUCGUUAGACAAGGAAGAGGCGGUCAAUUGUAUAUCGGAACAUCUCGUACACGGUCUUUCAACGGUGUUGAUGAUUAACAAGGAUGAGAUUAAUCCUCAGGCUCGGGCAAUUGCAAGUUAUGGUUUGGAUAGUAUGAUUGGUGCAGAGUUUCGUAACUGGAUUUUCACGGAGUUCAAGGUGGAUAUCCCAUUUCAGCAGCUGCUUGCUCCCAAUUCGACAAUUGCUAGCUUUGCAGAGAUUUUGUAUAAUCAGACCAAGAAGGUAAGUCUAGAGUAUAGAGUAUAG